AUGCCCAUCCACCACAUAAGCCUCAAUGUCGCCAACAUCGAAGAGGCGCGCGACUUCUACCUCGCCGCACUGAAGCCACUCGGUUACAAAGUCACCACGUCCUUAAUCGACGGCAAGGUUUUAGGAAUGGGCACCGGCUGGGGUCCUGAUUUCUGGCUUGCCUCCAUGGACGCGCCGUGUGCGGAUGGUAGCCACACAAGACACGACAUGUCCACCUCAACUGGCGUCUCAGCCGGCUCAAAGCAAGUCGAGAAGAAGAAAGAGAAGACAGGCGAAAUGCACCUUGCGUUCGCUGCGAAGAACAGAGAGCAAGUCAGGCAGUUCCACAAAGCAGCGAUUGCUGCUGGAGGAAAAUGUAAUGGCACCCCAGGCCCUCGAGCUCAGUAUUUCGCCACCUACUACGGUGCUUUCGUCCUGGAUCCUGACGGGCGAAACCUUGAAGCUGUGUGCUUGAAGCCUGCAUUCCUCGCGGAGCCCUGGGGUCUGGUUGGUUGGGAAAUUACUGGGUUGGUUUUGGCUGGUGUCACUGGAGGUGUCGCCACUUGGGCUGGGUGGCUUUGA
Cyclocybe aegerita is the source of this 561-nucleotide messenger RNA. NCBI's taxonomy places the organism in Eukaryota, Fungi, Basidiomycota, Agaricomycetes, Agaricales, Hemipholiotaceae. The record is from the annotation of a GenBank genome assembly.